This is a messenger RNA of Leptonychotes weddellii (Weddell seal), 2801 nucleotides long. The record is from RefSeq and is a predicted model, not a curated record. Lineage: Eukaryota; Metazoa; Chordata; Mammalia; Carnivora; Phocidae.
UUAGUUCCACAGCCUGAAUGUUUCGGCGCCUGCGCAGAUUGGGGAAAGUUCUGGAAGACAGUGGAGCUGUCGCCAUUUUGCGGGAAGACUUGCAGCUCCGGCUGCGGUGCUGCUUUUACUGCUGAGACUCUGGAAAAUAUCCGUGCUUCGCGUCCCCAAUACACCCAAAGGAACGGCGGAAACCGGGACCCCCCCUGCGGGGACCCGGAACUGGCUAUGGGCUCUGAGGGCAACAAGGACAGCAUCAGUGGAUGAUGCAUUAGCUGCUUUAAAGAGGACAAAGGUCUUGUGGAUAUGGAAAGUCUGAUUAUGAUUAGCCUCCUUGCACAGAAGUUCUUCAGGUCUGCUACGAUGGCGUCCGAUGACUUUGAUAUAGUGAUUGAGGCCAUGCUGGAGGCUCCCUAUAAAAAAGAGGAGGAUGAACAGCAAAGGAAAGAGGUUAAAAAAGAUGGCCCUAGCAACACCAGCACGAGCAGUAGCAGCACCAGUGGGAGCAGCGCCGGUGGGGAGGCAAGCAAGAAGAAGAGGAGUCGGAGCCAUAGUAAAAGCAGGGAUAGAAAGCGCAGCCGCAGUCGGGAGCGGGACCGGCACAGGCGGAGAAGCAGUCGGAGCCGAAGUCGAGACCGGCAGCGUCGCCACCGCAGCCGGAGCCGGGACCGGCGGCACAGCAGUGAGACUCGCAGUCGGGACCGGCGGCGUGAGGACCGCGUGCGCUACAGGAGCCCGCCGCUUGCCACUGGGCGCAGGUACGCACACAGUAAGAGUCCUCAUUUCAGAGAAAAGAGCCCAGUCAGGGAGCCCAUUGAUAAUCUGAGUCCCGAGGAGCGUGAUGCCCGCACAGUUUUCUGUAUGCAGUUAGCUGCCCGCAUUCGGCCUCGGGACUUGGAGGACUUUUUCUCUGCUGUCGGCAAGGUUCGUGAUGUCCGAAUCAUCUCUGAUCGGAACUCCCGGCGUUCUAAGGGCAUCGCCUACGUGGAAUUCUGUGAAAUCCAGUGUGUGCCGCUGGCCAUUGGGCUGACUGGGCAACGGCUGCUUGGAGUGCCCAUCAUUGUCCAGGCUUCACAGGCUGAAAAAAACCGACUGGCAGCCAUGGCCAACAACCUGCAGAAGGGCAACAGCGGGCCGAUGCGCCUUUAUGUGGGCUCCCUGCACUUCAAUAUCACGGAGGACAUGCUCCGGGGCAUCUUUGAGCCCUUUGGCAAAAUUGAUAAUAUUGUCCUGAUGAAGGACUCAGAUACAGGCCGUUCUAAAGGUUAUGGUUUCAUUACGUUCUCAGACUCUGAGUGUGCCCGGCGGGCCCUGGAACAACUGAAUGGCUUUGAGCUUGCUGGCCGACCUAUGAGAGUUGGCCAUGUGACCGAGCGACUGGAUGGUGGCACAGACAUCACUUUUCCGGAUGGGGACCAGGAGCUGGAUCUGGGAUCUGCAGGUGGACGUUUGCAGCUCAUGGCCAAAUUGGCAGAAGGCUCCGGAAUCCAGCUGCCUAGCACAGCUGCAGCUGCUGCCGCCGCCGCCCAGGCUGCUGCCGCCUUGCAACUGAACAGGACGGUUCCCUUGGGGGCCCUGAACCCUGCGGCUCUGACUGCUCUGAGUCCAGCCCUGAACCUUGCCUCCCAGGCAAUCGCCUCCCAGUGCUUCCAGCUUUCCAGCCUCUUUACCCCUCAGACCAUGUAAAUCAGUGGCACAGUACACUGCCUCCCUGUGCCUCUGGGUCCUGCCACUCCCUUCUCCACAUCGACCUUUCCAUGGCGCCUUCUCCAUUUUGUGGACCAAGCCAUCCUGAGCGCAUGGACGUUGGCUCUGCGGGAAUUGGGGCCACCCUUGGACUCGGGAAGAGCUCCUGCCCAGGGCCCCAUUGGGAACAGACUCUGCUGAGCAAAGCCAUUAGUCGAAGAGGACAGAAUCUGCACCAAUUGAACACCUGUUUCUCCGCAUAUGUUGUUUUCUGGGGUGACCUUCAUUGCUCUUUCCAACCACCUCUUGGUGAUUCCUCAAUUCUUCCCCCAUUGGGAAGGCCCUAGGGCAUUAACUGAAGGAACUAACCUCUCUCCUCUUCCUAUAUCUUUUCCCUACAAUCUGUUGAGGAAAACCCUUAAGAACUCUGGUCCAAGAGGACUUUGGAGUUUGGGGUUGGGGGCAGUGAACCUUGAAGAUGUUGGCUUGCUGCUGCACAGGCCUGGAAGAUAGCGUGGACAUGCGCAUUGUGAAGCCUGCCUUAAGCCUCAGCCUGGGGCCAGAACUGCAUCUUGCUGGGAGGUGUGGGAGUGAUCUAUCCUGCCAGUGUCCUGCCAGGCAUUUUGGAUGGUUUAGGGCUGGGGCUUUCAGGAGUUCAGUGAAAGGUGGGAUACCUUUCCAAUAUCUUCCAUCUUCCUUUGUAUAGUUGUCCUUCCUCCCAGGUCCUUCCUGUGGCGCAGGGUGGAAGGACGGAGAGGAGGCUGCUACUCUCUACCAUUUCCCAUGUGCCUCUACCGUGGGUUCAACCCCAGCUAUUAAAGCUGCUCCUGUCCCCUGCCUGGGCACAUGUGAGCCCUUUUCAUUGGUUUUUAUACCCCUGUGUCUGUGUACAUAAAAUCUAUAUGUAUACGUAUGUGUGUAUAUGUAUAUGCACACACACCUGCAUAUGUAUGUACGUAUGUGCAUACAUACAUACAAACUUUGUGUAAAAGGCAAGCUCCACUGUUGUGGUGGCUUCUGCCCAUAUGUGUGUGGUCUCUGUCCGUUGGUGUGUCUGAUGUUAAUAACUUCUCAUGAGCCAGAACCGUGAAUGGUUCUAGGGAUAUAAAACAUUUGUAAUGCCUUUA